This is a messenger RNA of Alosa sapidissima (American shad), 2089 nucleotides long. RefSeq names its product cytochrome P450 20A1 (gene cyp20a1). The record is from RefSeq and is a predicted model, not a curated record. The transcript is spliced from 13 exons. The coding region runs from base 148 to 1539 and encodes 463 amino acids. Gene Ontology annotation, cellular component: membrane. Lineage: Eukaryota; Metazoa; Chordata; Actinopteri; Clupeiformes; Clupeidae. Gene Ontology annotation, molecular function: iron ion binding; monooxygenase activity; heme binding.
CUUCCUACAGGGAAGUUAAUCGAGCUCAGAUGUUCGCGGAUGUUUCAUCUGGUAGACGUGGUAGCUGGCAGUAAGUUUGUUAGCCAGUAAUGUAGGUUACACUGGCAUUGCUGCACGAAAUAAGUAUUCCUAAAUGCAUCAGAAACCAUGCUUGAUUUUGUGAUAUUUGCUGUGACAUUUGUCGUUAUCCUGAUUGGUGCGGUGCUUUAUUUAUACCCGUCUUCGAGACAAGCAUCUGGUAUUCCUGGCCUCAACCCCACUGAAGAGAAGGAUGGCAACUUGCAGGACGUUGUCAACAAAGGCAGCUUGCAUGAAUUCCUGGUCGGCCUCCAUGACCAGUUUGGCCCGGUGGCAUCCUUCUGGUUCGGCCGCCGUCCUGUGGUCAGUCUGGGAACUGUGGAUCAGUUAAGACAACACAUCAACCCCAACAAAACCAUGGACUCUUUUGAGACCAUGCUGAAGUCAUUGCUUGGCUACCAGUCUGGCUGGAGUGCAGGAGCAACGGAGACCGUCCUGAGGAAGAAGGUGUAUGAGAGCGCCAUCAACACCACCCUGCAGAACAACUUCCCUCUGCUGCAGAAGCUGGGGGAAGAGUUGGUUACCAAAUGGCAGUCUUUUCCCGAGUCCCAGCACAUUCCCCUAUGUGCUCACCUACUCGGAUUGGCUAUGAAAACUGUCACUCAGCUAGCUCUGGGGGACCGAUUUGCCAAUGAUACUGAGGUCAUACGCUUCCGAAAGAACCAUGAUGCGAUUUGGUCAGAGAUCGGCAGAGGCUACCUUGAUGGGUCCAUGGAGAAGAGCUCCAGCAGGAAAGGCCACUAUGACAGCGCAUUGGCAGAGAUGGAGUCAGUGUUGAAGUCUGUGGUGAGAGAUAUCAAGGGGCAUGGCUCGGGCCAAUCAUCCCUCAUGGACUCCCUCAUACAGGCUAAACUCUCUGAAAAACAGGUGAUGGAGGAUGCCAUGGUCUUCACUCUUUCUGGAUGUGUUAUCACUGCUAACUUGUGUAUCUGGGCUGUGCAUUUCCUCUCCACUGCUAAGGAUGUGCAGGAGAAACUACUGAAAGAAUUUACUGAGGUCUUAGGGGACGGGCCUGUUACCCUGGAGAAGAUUCCGGAACUCAAGUAUUGUCAGCAAAUUUUGAAUGAAACUGUGCGAACAGCCAAGCUCACACCCAUUGCUGCAACCUUACAAGAGGUGGAGGGGAAGGUCGAUCAGCAUGUCAUUCCUAAAGAGACUCUUGUCAUCUAUGCUCUUGGUGUGGUACUCCAGGAUGGAGACACGUGGCCUCUACCCUACAGAUUCGACCCUGAUAGAUUCAGAGAAGAGGACUCCAGGAAAAGCUUCUCCCUUCUAGGAUUCUCUGGGAAACAGGCUUGCCCGGAGCUAAGGUUUGCCUACACGGUGGCCACCGUGCUGCUCAGCAGUCUGGUGCGUCGGCUGAAGCUCCACGGCACAGACAGGCAGGUUGUUGAGGCCAGGUACGAACUGGUAGCCACGCCCAAGGACGACACCUGGAUCACCGUCAGCAGCAGGAAGUAAACCUGGUUUGUGUGGCCCCAUUCUCUGUGGAGGGGUGUCCCCUAUUCCCUUCCCGACAGGGAAGUUUAAUCUGUCACCAGCCAAGACUGCCAUCACAGUGAUGCCACUGUCCAAUGGUUAGAUAUUUUACAUACAUUUUGCAUUUGCAUUUCUCUUUUAUUGGGCUGUUGGUUUGGAAACCGGUUAGACAAAUUAAUGAACAAAAUGAAACCUUUGCAGAGAGCGAGCGAUUUGAAUGAUCCAAGUGUACCAUAAGUUGUCACUGUCACAGUGGCUACAAAAUGUUUAUGAAAAUAAGAGAAUAACAGACCCCUUUCUAUUAGCACCACAAGUGCCGCAGCUCUUUGCCAAGAUGUUAAAGGGAUAUUUUACAUUUCUGGACUCCUGUUAUUAACCGUUGUGGCUUAGUAGUCAUUUUUGUAGAGGAAAUAAGUAUACAUUAGAAGAAAAUGGAAAGAAUUGAAAACAGAUUAUUGAUGAUCAUGAUCUUAAUUGUAAUCAAACAUUACAGAUCCAUUUCAUGUAUCCUGUUUGAAGAAACAAACAAAAA